AAUGCAAGUAUUAACAAUGGAAACCACACAAUUACCCAUAUGUUUGGACUAUGACAAUUUGUAGGAAAAAACAAACAAAAAUUCUUUUAAAUUACACACUUCACAAUUCUUUAACUGACAGGAAAUACUUAGUUUUUAGUGUGUAGUUUUGUGUGUCAAACUACAAAUGAGCAAAUUAAGUUCUGAAAAUCUUCACAAUGAGCUCAUUUCCUGUAGACUACCAAAUUACAUAACCCUGAAUUAACAGUUACACAGCAGUUACCUUUGGGAAAUGAUUGAAAAAAAAAGUUUGACAUACAAAACUACACGCUGAAAACUAAGUAUUUUCUGUCAGUUAAAAACACCGGCAAGAGUCAAAUUUAUGAAGCGUUUUUGCACAUUUCCAUUAGUCGUUGUACAGUUGGAGUAAAAGGGGUUAACUGACGUGUGCAGUGUAGUUGAGCACUUGGGAGCUUGUAAAAAGUGUCAUUUGAAGAGGACAAAGAAAUCCCCCUGCAGUCAUUGAUUUCCACAACACAUCGUCUUCCACAGCUCGGCGGCGGCAGCGUUCAUUAAAGCUCGUGCUCUCUGCUCUGCACACCGUGUCAUUGUUUCAGCUUGUGUCUGUGCGGACAUGAUGCAGGCUGUCGUGUUUUGCAGCAGCAUCUUGCCUUUGCACCUCUUGCUCUGCGUUCACUCUCUGCCAGUGCUGGAGCGGACGGCCGUCAGCAGGUACAAGCAACUACAGGGAUGGCCUCACAGCAACAGUCAUGUUGAUCUGAAGAAGGGACGACAUGAACAAGACACGCUCAAUGAAGAUUACCAUUUGAAGUCUGCACUGCCCCCAAAAAAUGACACAGAGUUCUGGAAGCGUCCUCGCUGUGGAGUCCCAGACUAUCCCACCUUAACACAGGUCAGCCUGUCAUACUACAACCUGAAGGAGACGGGAGGACUGAGCAGACAGCAGCGCAUGAAGCGAUUUGCACUCUUUGGAGGGCGCUGGGAGAAUACUGACCUCACUUACAAGAUUGUGCGUUUCCCUUGGCAGAUGAGUGAGGACAAAGUGCGCCGGAUCUUACAGGAGGCAUUUGGUGUGUGGAGCGCCGUGACUCCUCUGAGGUUCACAGAGGUCACCAAUGACAAAGCUGACAUCAUUAUUGACUUCAACAGGUACUGGCAUGGAGAUGACUUACCAUUUGAUGGUCCUGGAGGAAUCCUCGCCCAUGCCUUUUUCCCCCGAACACACAGACAGGGAGAAGUCCACUUUGACUAUGAUGAGCAUUGGACUGUGGGCAAUGAUGUGGGCACAGAUCUCCUACAAGUGGCAGCCCAUGAGUUUGGCCAUGUCCUGGGCCUGCAGCAUUCUCUGGAGCCGGAUGCUGUGAUGUGCCCUUUCUACAGCACCUCCUACCCACUGAAACUGAGCGAGGAUGACAAGAGGGGCAUCCAGUAUCUGUAUGGCCCCCCUCGGCAUGCACCACCUGAGAUGACAGAGACCAAUGAGAUUGGCAUUGGAGUGCCGGAUGCCUGCAGAACAACCUUUGAUGCUGUGUCCAUGAUCAGGGGAGAGCUGUUCUUCUUUAAGUCUCGAUAUGUUUGGCGUAUCCGUGAUGGGCAGCUACAACCUGGCUAUCCAGCCUUGGCUUCACGCCACUGGAGGGGCAUUCCUGACAACAUUGAUGCUGCGUAUGAAGACAAGUCUGGCAACAUCUGGUUCUUCCGAGGUGGAAACUACUGGGUGUUUGAUGCAGAGAGGAAGAUAACAGGACCAGAUUCAGUGCAGCAGCUGGGUCUUCCCGUAACAGACAUCCAAGCAGCUGUGAAGUGGGAAGAAGACAAAGUCGAGAAAGUCUACCUCUUCAAGUCCACUUCUUACUGGCCCUUCAAUCCUCGCGAGAAUCGAGUCUCUGAUGUCCACCCGCGCAGCUUGCAUGAGUGGGGAGGAGUGCCCCUCCAAAUUGAUGCAGGUUUUCGGGACAGAUAUGGCUACGCCAAUUUCCUGAGUGGGUCGCACUAUUGGAAGUUUGACCCUGUGGCGCUGAAGAUGCUAGAAGGCUACCCCCGCAGCAUCGGCAUGGAUUUCUUUGGCUGCUCUGCCUUACGGUCCAAAUAAGUUCAAACACAUACAGUACAUCUGGUAAACUUCUGAAGAGGAGUGGGUUGAUUUUUCAGCUUUAUAUCCCAUACAGCACAUUCUGGUCAUUUUGAAAAUAUACUGAAGGCUGAUGUAUUUCAUUGAGAUGACUCAAAAUCCAUAUAACUAUAACGGCAGCCACUUGUCAAAGUCAUCUUCUGCUGCAACCAAAUUAUCUUUUGAAAACAAUGCAUUUGUAUUUGAAUUUACACAUAAAUUCUAGAUUUUACUGUAAAUAUAAGUUUGCAGGAACAGUCCACAAAUGAUUUUCUCAAUUUGAAAGGACAGUAAACAUCUGGAGACAGGUAAUUCAACCCUGACAAAGCUUCACCCUCAGGCUUUGAUGCAAAAACCCACUGCCCAAGUGCUACAAGUGUUUGUCCACAUUUAAAGAGCAACUCCACUCUAGAUCUAGGAAGAGCAGUACUGCUGCACUGACCUCUGUGGGUUGAAAAGUUCCUGUCUGUAGUGAUGCCCUAUAAUGCAAUGUGAACUGCUGUGGUUGUGGAAGGAGCAUCCACCAAAUGUUGACAGUGCAAGCAGACUGGGUGCAAGUACUCUUAAAUGCCUGCAGUAGGAAAACCUGAGACAAAUCAAGCAACACCUUGCUCAUUAGCAAACUUGAGGCAUGUAUUAAGGCUUCAGUAUGGCCAAAUAGAAUUUGUUGUUUUUGUCUGACCGUGUAAGUGCAAAAAUGAUUAUACCUGUUCUGAAUGACCACACCUGAAGGUGGGGCAAAAAGCCUGCUGUCAUAGUUCCCCUCUCACUGCAUCUAGGGUUGAAUACUGAGAAUUGAGAUCCCCAUAUUUCCCAGAAAUUCUUGUCAAAAUCUGCUCCCAUUUUCUUGGGAAAAAUGCCUGUGGAUUGAUGGUAUGUGUCUGCUUGUGUGUCUGUGUUCACAUACUGAAGGCUACUAUGUACUGAAACAAACAUGCCUUCAGUGAACCUCAUUAACUCUACCACGCAACUGUUGUAAAUACACUCUGAACCUGAAACACCAUCAUCAUGGCACUAUAACUGGAUCAACUUUUUUUUUCAUGCUAAAAUGGCAGCCCAUUGUUCAGUUGUGUGAACAAAUCCGCAAAAUCUAUAUACACAAACACUAUCAUCAGACAACCCCAAAUCAGAUUGCAGAGCAGCGUUUAACCCUAACAUAACAACUAAAGAACAACUCUCCUGUUCCUCAAACCACAGAAAUAACAUGCUGAAACUGAUGCAUUACACAGAUAUACCCUCUCUUCCACUCCACACUAGUCUUGUUUUGGGCCUUUGAAUCACCAUUCACAUUUCAGUUUUUCAGUGAAAUAAAUGGUAAUAACAAUACAAUAAUAAUAGCCAAAUAAAAAUAAUAUAAAUAAUAUUAAUAAUAAUACAUAAUGAAGUGAAAACAAAAUGGCAGUCUAAUGUGAUUAUCAAUCUAACUCUGCGGAGUAAUAACCUCAGGUGACCAUAAAGGUGGUUAUAUAAUACUCUGUAACUACUUGUAACCACUCGGAUUAUAAGCUCCAUAUUCAGCAAGAAAUCCCAGGAGUCUUGGGAAAAGAGUGAUCUAAAUAUACAGUAUUUUCAUGGCCAGGCUCACUGGGUGCACCUCUGGAGUCACCAUCUCUUCAAAAGAGAUGAUGACCCUUUUGAAGUUGAAUUCACUUCUCUGGACACACUGAUUAUCCAGUAAUCACAAUGUUUCACCCGUGUAAUAGUAAUUGAUGAUUUUACUCAGCAUCACAAUGAUCCAUACAAUAACCAUCUGCCAUUAAACACCACCGUAGUGUAGUUUAGUAUUUUGCAUUUUGUAUUUUUUCAUUUCUGAAAUUAUUUUUAAAGUUUAAAUCUGUUAGUUUCAACUGUUAUACAUGCAAAAAUAACUGCUGACAUUCUUUUUGAUUUGUGUUAACUGUACAAAAUUCAUCAGGACCGAUAAGUUUUAUGUCCAUAAAACUCACCCAUAGUCUCAAUGCGAUGAAUCAUACAAAUGGGGAUGAUUCACCACAUACUCUCUCACCUCUUCACACCUGGUCAGCAGCUAUGUAAAGUGCCCAUGACUGCCAGAUUAGUCAGACUUUCUGUUCAGGAAAGUUACAAAAAUUCCUGAUGCUGCUGUCGGAAAUGGGAUUUCAGGUGCUGUUAGACACUUUGUUUGAAGCAUACUGAAGCCUUUAAGACUACACAUUUAAAAAGCUGCCAACUUUUCCAUCUUUCCCUUUGAAGAACACUGUAAAUUGUGUGUGUUCGUCCCUCAUGUCAUAUAAUGUUAACUGUUUCAUCCAUUGGAGCCACUGGCUUUGUUGCCUGUGCUUGACAACUCUGCCAGUUGUGUUUGAGGGGGAAAUUACUCACAGGGGUUCCUCAAGAGUUAGUGCUCGGUCCCCUUCUCUUCUCAAUAUACGCCACCUCACUUGGUGCAAUGAGCCACUCCCAUGUAUUCUCAUACCAUUGCUAUGCUGACGAUACUACUGUUCCUGCCGGAAGACCUCACAGUCUCGGCAUGGAACUCGUCAUGCCUUGCCGAUAUCGUGGCAUGGAUGAAGGAACGCCACCUUCAGCUUACCUUCACUAAGACUGAGGUUCUUGUCAUCCCAGCCAGUCCUUCUAUACAACAACAGAUCAAUAUCCAGCUCGAAUCAGCCCAACUCAUGCCCACAAAGUCUGCCCGAAACUUGGGUGUCAUGAUUGAUGACCAACUAACCUUUAAGGUUCACGUGGCCUCAAUUGCUUGGUUGUAUUUAUUUGCAACUCCUUACUGGCAGGUCUCCCCAUGUUCAAACCUCUACAUAUGAUCCAGAGUGUGGUGGCAUGUCUGGUCUUCAAUCAGUCCAAAACAGCACAUAUCACUCCGCUGUUCAUAUCCCUCCACUGGCUCCCAAUUUCUGACUGCACCAAAUUCAAAACCUUGACACUUGCUUACAAAACAGCUCCCACCUACCUGAACUCCCCCAUUCAGGUCUACACUCCCUCCCACUCACUACGCUUUGCCAAUGAAGGGUGCCUGGUACUAACAACAGGGCACUAAGUCCCUAGCUAGACUCUUCUCUUCUGUAGUUGGAACGAGUUAUCAAACUCCAUUCGAUCUGCAGAGUCCCUCUCGAUCUUUAAGAAGAAGCUAAACACCCAGCUCUUUCGUGGACACCUCUGCACCUGAUGGUCAUAUAAAAUAAAUUUAAAAAAACAAACAAACUAACUAUUAUCCGCUUCUAUGCACUGCAUGUUGGCACCUACAUCCUAUCGGACCUAACUUAACUUUAUGGCACUUGCUCGUGUUGUUCUCUCCUGACUAGAUCCUUGCUUGUGUUGUAUUAACUCUGUGAAAUUGUAACAUUGUAACAUUGUAACCAGCUAAGUCAGCACUGAAACCAGAAACUGAAUUUAGGUUCCUACAGUGGUGCUUUUUACCACGCUAGCAUUGGUCCAGACUGAAAUAUCUAAUUAUCAACAACUAACAAAUGGACUACAAUGAAGAGACAUUGAUUGCACCCAGAAGAUGAAUCCGAUUGACUUUGGUGAUCCUCUGACUUUUCCUCUAGCGCCACCAUGUGGUUGGCAUUUGUGG
Messenger RNA from Thunnus maccoyii (southern bluefin tuna), 5660 nucleotides. Its product is annotated as stromelysin-3-like. Gene Ontology annotation, molecular function: zinc ion binding; metalloendopeptidase activity. NCBI's taxonomy places the organism in Eukaryota, Metazoa, Chordata, Actinopteri, Scombriformes, Scombridae. Gene Ontology annotation, biological process: collagen catabolic process; proteolysis; extracellular matrix organization. The record is from RefSeq and is a predicted model, not a curated record. Bases 614 to 2092 code for a protein of 492 amino acids. Gene Ontology annotation, cellular component: extracellular matrix. The transcript has 8 exons.